GUCAAAAAAUUUAAAAUGUGGUUAAAAUAAAUUUAGAUGCAUAUGUCUUCUAUAGGUAAAAUAUUAUUUAAACACAUCAGAGUGCCUCAGGAGAUUUGUGACAGUUUACUAAUAUGCAAAAGUUUCACAACGGCUGUAUUAGCCACCAAAAGAUCUACACAUAUGAAUUUGGUCAUGAUUUGGGUCGCAGUAACAAUCCAUGGAGGAACCCAUAUUUUUUAAUGGAUUAGUCAAUACCCUUUUAAAUUGCAGAAUUUACAGAUGGACUAUUUCUAUUACUUAUACUUAUUUGGUUAUAUUUUUCCAUAAGUAACUAUUCAUUUGUUUGAGCUUCUUUAUAUUAACUUUAACUGAAUGUAAAAUUUAAAAUAUUAACUCCAAAGCAAUCUAUAAAUUUAUAAAUUCAUAUAUUCAAAAAAUUCAAAUUUUCCCCCAUUAUAUUUUCCAAACUGAGUCAUAAUUUUAGGCCUAGAAAUCAAGUUGGCUUUGGCACAAGUUUAUUCGCCAGGGUAACAGUAACGUGUCACUCUGUCAGUUAUUAACAUUUCACUCCUGUUAAAAGUGAAAUUUGAAACAGUCCGUUCCAGAUUUUCAGUUCCAUUUGACACCAAACUGAGCUGUGACAUCCAGAAAAAGUUUAAAAUUCCAAAAAGUCAGGAAGACAGGUAAAUCUCUCAAUUUUGACAUUCACCGCGUCACAUUCGCAAUGAGCAGCAGCGAUUCAUACGACUCCAGCUACGAGCAAUACGAUAACGAGGAGAACUCGUCGGAGCUCCCGUAUCCAUCGUACCAAUUCCCAAAUCUUGGGACACCGCUUCGCAAACGCCGCGGCAACUUGCCCAAGCAUUCUGUCAAAAUUUUGAAACGCUGGCUGUACGAACACAGGUACAAUGCUUAUCCCAGCGACGCCGAAAAGCUGACCCUGGCACAGGAGGCGAACCUCACCGUGUUGCAGGUGUGCAACUGGUUCAUAAACGCACGCAGGAGGAUCCUGCCCGAGAUGAUACGUCGCGAGGGGCUCAACCCUUUGCACUACACGAUCUCGAGACGGGGCAACCGACUGUCGACCGGUCCCUUGGAGCACGAACAUUCGGCCGCCGUUUGGGACGAGCCCGCGGCUAUGCCGCUUCUGGGCGGCCGCAAGCGUAUGCGGCUGAACCAGGACUACAUGUACGAGGACAGCAGGAGCCAGUUCGGGUUCGAGGAAGACAUCAGCCAGCAGAAUCACCCGGACGACUUCGACGAGAGUUCCAGCCAGUCGGAGGACGAAAGGAGCAACACGUGGGAGCCGGAGGAGUACCGCGCGCUUCCGCCAGGGCCGAAAGUGACGGUGGAGGCGACGCCACAAGUUAACCAGCUAACAGCCGCUACUACUACUGAGUAUGAGGGUGAAGAUAAGGACAAGUUCAGAUGCUUGUAUCUGUUGGUCGAGACGGCGGUGGCGGUUAGACAGAGAGAGAAGGAACAGGCUGAGGGACAGGAAGCUGGAGGAAGUUGUCCUCUUUAAGUGUUUUCAAUGAAGAUUUUUCAGGGAGAUCUAACUAAGAGUUGAAUUUUGUGUUCAUUAUGUUCGAGUUUUUGUAAUGUUAAAAAAUUCAUUCAUGCUAAACUAUAUAGUAUUUAAAAUGCUUAAACAUUUAUACAUUGCAUUACAUUUGUAAUUUAGUAUGAAUAGAAUGAUAUUUAAUUUAAAAAGCCAAUAAACAAUAAAAAAUGUAAAAAAGUAAAAAAAAAAAUAAAAAGUUG
Messenger RNA from Aethina tumida (small hive beetle), 1746 nucleotides. RefSeq names its product homeobox protein PKNOX2-like. The coding region runs from base 707 to 1507 and encodes 266 amino acids. Gene Ontology annotation, molecular function: DNA-binding transcription factor activity, RNA polymerase II-specific; RNA polymerase II cis-regulatory region sequence-specific DNA binding. The transcript has a single exon. Gene Ontology annotation, biological process: regulation of transcription by RNA polymerase II. The record is from RefSeq and is a predicted model, not a curated record. NCBI's taxonomy places the organism in Eukaryota, Metazoa, Arthropoda, Insecta, Coleoptera, Nitidulidae.